This is a messenger RNA of Manis pentadactyla (Chinese pangolin), 1457 nucleotides long. It is a transcript of the gene PSMB8, whose product is annotated as proteasome 20S subunit beta 8. The record is from RefSeq and is a predicted model, not a curated record. NCBI's taxonomy places the organism in Eukaryota, Metazoa, Chordata, Mammalia, Pholidota, Manidae. Gene Ontology annotation, cellular component: proteasome core complex. Gene Ontology annotation, molecular function: threonine-type endopeptidase activity.
CUCCCCCUCCCGCGAGGUGAAACUGCUCCCAGCCGCUUGCAGACGUCCCCCUUUCUGCCUGAGGCUGCGCCUUUAGCUGACAGGACCCCUACCCACUUGGUAACGGUUCCCAGAGGAUGCCGGCUGUUGGUGUAUCUCACUCCAAUAUCAUCGCCAAGGGGGCUUUCAAAGUCGCUCCCUCGCUUUUAUUCCUUUCUUUUGACAUACUAUCACCCUCCGUUCCCCCAACCUCCAUGGAGCAGGGGCAGAGGCGCCUGUACGCUCUGUGAUACUAAUGGUCGCCAGACAGCCUCCGACUUCUUCUCGGAAAGGGCAGGGGGAUGUGGAAAAAAUUCUGGUUCCCUCCCCUUAAGGCUGCCGGCUUUCGCUUUCACUUCCUCCUCAGAAGGCGGACAGAUCUCUGGGUGCCAGGCGGCCAUGGCGCUGCUGGAGGUGUGCGGAGCCCCCCGAGGGCAGCGGGAGGACUGGGCUUUCCCUGUCCUGGGAAGCCAGCUUCGCUCGGAGCCCGGACACUACAGUUUCUCUGUGCUGUCUCCGGAGCUCGCCCAUGCAGCCCACUGAAUUACUCAAGUCUCUGGGUGGAAAUGGAGAAAAGAACGAUAAGAUUGAGAUGGCCCUUGGCACUACCACCCUCGCCUUCAAGUUCCAGCAUAGAGUGAUUGUGGCGGUGGAUUCUCGGGCCACAUCCGGGAAUUACAUUAGCACCAUAAGGACGAACAAGGUGAUUGAGAUUAACACGUACCUGUUGGGCACCAUGUCUGGAUGUGCGGCGGACUGUCAGUACUGGGAGCGUCUGCUGGCCAAGGAGUGCAGGCUGUAUUAUCUGCGGAAUGGGGAGCGUAUCUCAGUGUCAGCAGCCUCUAAACUGCUCUCCAACAUGAUGUGCCAGUACCGCGGCCUGGGCCUCUCCAUGGGCAGUAUGAUCUGUGGCUGGGACAAGAGUCCUGGACUCUACUACGUGGAUGACUAUGGGACUCGGCUCUCAGGAAACAUGUUCUCCACGGGUACCGGGAACACCUUUGCCUAUGGGGUGAUGGAUAGCAGCUAUCGGCCAAAUCUUAGCUGAGAAGAGGCUUAUGACCUGGGCCGCAGGGCUAUUGUUCAUGCUACCCACUGAGACAACUAUUCUGGAGGAGUUGUCAAUAUGUACCAUAUGAAGCAAGACGGCUGGGUGAAAGGAGACAUCAGUGACCUGAUGUACCAGUACCGGGAGGCCAGUCAGUAGCAGUGGCAGCGGCUGGGCAGGCCUCCUCUGGAAAGCCUGGCUGACUCGGGGACCUGGACCAGUUUUUACCCUGGGAGAAGAAGGCCCUAACUUGAGCCCUGGGGGAAAGAAUUGGCAGCUUUGGGGCAAGGCAGAGUUUCCCCUUUUGUGUGUUCUCUCUUUCAAGGAACACUUGCCUAUCACAACCUUCUGGGUGCCCACUAAGCACAAUAAAGGAAAACGGUUACAAAUG